Molecule: messenger RNA, 1620 nt
Organism: Penaeus indicus
Lineage: Eukaryota; Metazoa; Arthropoda; Malacostraca; Decapoda; Penaeidae
Exons: 5
Coding region: 2-898 (298 amino acids)
Biological process (GO): G protein-coupled receptor signaling pathway
Cellular component (GO): membrane
Molecular function (GO): G protein-coupled receptor activity
Source: RefSeq, a predicted model, not a curated record
GAUGCUCAACUGCACCAACCGCACCAUCUGCAACCUGGCGGCGCAGUGGAAAGCGUACAGCCUGGCCUUCGAGAUGCUGGUGUGCGCCUGCGGUGUCUUGGGAAGCAUCGUCUGCUUGUGGUGCCUGAAGACCUGUGACAAGACGCAAGCGGGGACGAAGAUCCAGCUGUGCUUGCUCUUCGCAACCAACGCCUUCCUGUGCUCCCUCGCCCUGCCGGGGACUGCCGUGCUUGAGCUCCUUUUCCUGCAGGACAGGCGGCCCGAACCGGCGACCGAGGUGGCUUUCGUGGCCCUAUACUACAUGGCUGCGUGCAUCGACCAGAUGGCACUGGCGGUGAUCGCCGUGUACAGACUGACAGCCGUGUGGUUCCCGCUGAAGUACAAGCUGUGGUCCAGGUCGACUGUGGUUGUGGCGGUCGAAGUCGCUGUCAUUCUGCCUGCUAUGCUGACGCUGACGUUGGCCAUCCUGUUCUUGGAUUACGAAAUAGUAGAUACCAACAGCAGCACCGUUGCAAAAGUACUGUAUGGCGUGCUAUACUUGGUGCCAAUAACCAUCAUAAUGACUGCCUACUGCAUCAUGGUUUCCAUCAUGGGCUUCCGACGGUGCGCGAGGCAGGGCGACGCGGCGCGGCACCCCGGCUGGGACCAGAUCAGCCUCUCGCUGUGCGUCGUGAUCCUGAUGAACCUUCUCCUGGACGUCCCCCACGUCGCCAUGCACCUCAUGGACGUCAGUUGGACGGACCCUUCCUUCGUGAUCGUCCAUGCAAUCUACCGCCUCCACUUCGCCCUGGACCCCGUCAUCUUCGUGGGUCUGAACCAGCGGUUCCGCCAGAGGGCGCUGCAGGGGGUCUUCUCGCUGGUGCCCGGCCGUCGCACUCCGUCCUCCGUGGCAAUCUAGCGGCCACUCGAGAGGAUUCGCGGCCGUGACAGCUUCUGCGUCCUGAACUUUUUGUGCCUGAACCGACGCAAGUGUGGAAACGAAAGCGUUGUGUUGAUUCAUGCUGAAUAAAGAUAAGUUGAGAAAAAGAAAAUACGGGAAUAUGCCUGAGGUCGCUUCGCUGUGUUGCUUCUUCUUGCCUGAAGAAGCAGUGCAGCGAAAAUGCCUUCAGAAUAUUCAUGGAUUUUCAUGUUCUUCCCUUCGUUGUUUUUAUUAAAUAUUGCAUUGCUGAUGAUGGUGAGAACAAUGCUCAGCCAAGAAGAGAAGAAAAUGUCUACUUAUGUUUUUCGUGUUUUGUGUUUGACCAUGUAUUCUGUGCUGAUCAUAAUUUCUAACCGCGUCUCACAAGAAAACAUAUUGAGUUCAGUCGGGUCUCUAAGGAAAGCUGUUGGGUUUAUUUGUAGUUACAUGGGUUUAUUUUGUUGUUCAUCUCGUUUGCUCUUUCAUAUUUAUCUCAGUACAUCUGUGCCUACGGGGAGUGUUAUUGUGAAAAAUGUUUUUUUUAAGAUUACUACACUAUUUUCAAAAUGCAGAUAAAAGUUGUAGAAAUGACAAACAGCAGUCUAAAUUGUUCUUCAGUAAGAAUUUUGUCAAAGAGAUUGAAUAUAAUUCAUUCUUAUUCGCUUUUUUUCUGCACAUCAAUUCCCAGAUUCAGAUUUUUUUUUUUUUUUUUUUUUUGUUAG